Molecule: messenger RNA, 1233 nt
Organism: Malassezia vespertilionis
Lineage: Eukaryota; Fungi; Basidiomycota; Malasseziomycetes; Malasseziales; Malasseziaceae
Exons: 1
Coding region: 1-1233 (410 amino acids)
Biological process (GO): mitotic cell cycle phase transition; regulation of cyclin-dependent protein serine/threonine kinase activity
Cellular component (GO): cytoplasm; cyclin-dependent protein kinase holoenzyme complex; nucleus
Molecular function (GO): cyclin-dependent protein serine/threonine kinase regulator activity
Source: RefSeq, a predicted model, not a curated record
AUGGACAACUCCAUUGCGGUUGCAAAGUCACGUACGCCAGUCCGACCGAUGCGUGCUUUUGUCGGCGGGGCGCUCGCGGAAGUUGAUUACCAGCCCGAGAUCAUUGAGCACAUGUACAUGCUGGAGAAGCAGACGUUGGCCAAUGUUGAGCUGAUGAAUGUUCAGCCUGAGCUCCACUGGUUUAUGCGGCCGUACCUCGUGGAUUUCUUGGUCGAAAUUCACCAGUCGUUCCGUUUACGUCCCGAGACGCUAUACCUCACGAUGAACAUGGUGGACCGUUACGUGUCGAAACGGAUUGUAUACAAAAGGCAUUACCAGCUCGUAGGCUGUGCCGCACUGCUGAUUGCUGCGAAAUUCGAAGAUUCGAAAGACCGUGUUCCUACCGUGAAUGAAUUGAGCCAGAUGUGUUGCAACGCAUAUGAUACCAGUGCUUUUAUUCAGAUGGAAGGGCAUGUUUUGUCUACUCUUGAUUGGGUCCUCGGACACCCAACUGCGGAGACAUGGCUGCGCUACGAAUACUCUUGCUCCCCACCGACGAAGCCUGUAACUCACACUGUGGCUCGCUUCUUGCUUGAAGUUACGCUAUUCCACCAGAGCUUUAUAAGCACAUUGCCGUCAACCCUUGCGCUUGGUGCCAUGCAUCUUGCGCGCCAUAUUUGCCGGGAUCCAAGACCACUACCUCACUCGGCGGGUCGUACAGCAGCGGCUGCUGCCAACCAAAUUUACACGUAUAUAUCUGAGCAUCUCAGCGACAUUUCCUUCAUUUUGAUCAAAAAAUACUCGUAUGCCCAUUACGUGGACGCCUCUGCUCUCGUUCUUGACUGGUUCCGCAAAUGUGGCACGAUGCCCAAGACGAACGACUUGAGCGCGAAGCAGUUCCGCCAAGAGGCGUACUCGAGUGAUGAGGAAGGUGGCUCUGCUCGUUCGAGCUCCCCAGCCGCAUCCAUUUUUUCCACACCUUCUCGGUCUAUUACUCGUGAUGAUGAUGAUGAUGAGAGCUUACCUGUCACCCCAUUGUCUCUCCAUUCUGUUCAUGACACUACCUACAACCACACGCAAUCUGGCCGCUACAAUGUGGACAGGCUUAACGUAAGACAUUCUUUGCAUAUCCCUGUGGACCACAAGUCACAACACGGAGCUCCGUGGCUCAACUUAAACAACUUGAAACCGGUUGCCAAGCAGUCGGUGAGGCCACGCAUGGACAUGGAAGUUGAUAUGCCUACCAGGAAUUAG